Podospora anserina S mat+ is the source of this 1416-nucleotide messenger RNA. RefSeq lists its product as uncharacterized. The record is from RefSeq and is a predicted model, not a curated record. Gene Ontology annotation, molecular function: FAD binding; monooxygenase activity. Bases 1 to 1416 code for a protein of 471 amino acids. Gene Ontology annotation, biological process: secondary metabolite biosynthetic process. The transcript has a single exon. NCBI's taxonomy places the organism in Eukaryota, Fungi, Ascomycota, Sordariomycetes, Sordariales, Podosporaceae.
AUGCCUCACUCCACGGCCGCAGACGUCUAUGACCUGCGCAUCGUCGUCAUCGGCGCAGGUACGUCCCCCCUCAAAACAACCCCCAGACCCACCCCCAGAUCUCUAACAACCCUCUCAGGCAUGGGAGGCUUAGGCACCGCCCUCGCCUUCGCCAAAAAGGGCUUCAAAAACAUCUCCGUCUACGAAACUGCCUCCAACCUCGGCUUCGUCGGCGCGGGAAUCCAAAUGCCACCAAACGUCAUGCGCGUCCUCGACCGCCUCGGAGUAGCCCCCGAGAUCGAAGCCGAAGCCACCGACGUCCAAGCCACCAGCAUCAGACAGGGCAGCACAAACGAAGAGCUCGCCCACGUCUCCAUGCCUGACAUUCGUGAGAAAUAUGGGUUUCCUCAUCUCACCGGUCACCGCUCCAACCUCGCGGGGAGUCUGUAUAACGGCUGCUUGAAGGAACCGGCGAUCAAAUUCCACUUUGGCACAUCCCUUGUCAACAUCACGUCCUUCUCCCCCAAGCCAACGUUGAUUUUCAGGUCCCGUGCUCAGGAAGAGGAGUUCAUAGUUGAAUGCGAUAUUUUGCUUUCGGCGGAUGGGAUCAAAUCCCUUACCCGGUCUCACCUUCUCAGGGCGUCGCACAACUUGACGCAGACGGAAGAGGAGGACACCGGCCAGGCUGCGUAUAGAAUCAUGCUCACAAGGGAACAGCUUGCCCCUUUUCCGGAGCUCAUCAAGUUGCUGAAUAGCAACACUGUGGUGAGGUGGGUGGGUGAGAGGAGGCAUAUUAUUGCGUAUCCUGUCUCUAACCACAACAUUUACAACAUCUCGACUGCUCACCCGGAUACCAACUUUGCCUCGGCCACGUCGGCGACGUAUACCACCAAGGGCUCAAAAUCGCAGAUGCUGUCGGUGUUUGAGACUUUCUGCCCGCUGGUGCAGGAUAUGCUUAACCUCGUACCUGAUGGUGAAGUCUGCGAGUGGAAACUGCGGAUUCACAAGCCUCUUCCUACUUGGGUUCACGGGUCGGUUGCUCUUGUUGGGGACGCGUGCCAUGCCACGCUUCCGCAUCUCAGUCAGGGUGCGGCGAUGGCCAUUGAGGACGGGGCGGUCUUGGCCGAGGUUGUAAGCGAGAUUCCGGCGGAGAAGAUUCACGAUGGGGAGACGAUUACCAAGACAUUGAAGGUGUAUGAGUUGUUGCGGAAGCCGCACUGUACCGCGCUGGUGGAUCUGGCGACUCACUCUGGACGGGUAUUGCAUUUGGGAGAGGGCAAGGCGAAGGAGGAGAGGGACAAGGCAUUUAAGGAGAACGGAAAGUCAGGGUCGGUGCCUGACAAGUGGGCUAGUCCGGACGUGCAGAAGAUGAUUUAUGCGAAUGAUUGUGUUAAGGAGGCGAGGGAGAGGUUUGGGGAGUUGUUUGCUAGCUUGUAG